Molecule: messenger RNA, 4339 nt
Organism: Larimichthys crocea (large yellow croaker)
Lineage: Eukaryota; Metazoa; Chordata; Actinopteri; Sciaenidae
Gene: maml2
Product: mastermind like transcriptional coactivator 2
Exons: 5
Coding region: 893-3667 (924 amino acids)
Biological process (GO): positive regulation of transcription of Notch receptor target; Notch signaling pathway
Cellular component (GO): nucleoplasm; nuclear speck
Molecular function (GO): transcription coactivator activity
Source: RefSeq, a predicted model, not a curated record
UGCACCACACGGACAAACGAUUGUCAAUGGACUAUGUGAGACGGAUCUCAAAUCGGUUUACGCAACGGGUUCCUGCGCUUCGGCUGCGUGGUUGUUUUUUUUUUGGACUUGUAAUUUGCAACCAGAUCCGCUUUUUAUCCGAAUGGAAAGAGAAAGGACUCAUUUCCAAACAAAAUGCCGUGAGUCUUGAAGUUUAGUGGCUUUUGUGUGUUUGUAGAUUCUCCUAUGUUGGCGACCAGUCGCUCACUUUGAAUUUAUAGUUGGCAGUCGUACUCUUUUUAUUUUAUUUUUAUGACUAUACGAGUGUGGCACAUUUAGGAUAAAGUAGUGUGCCAGAGAUGUAGGCUACUCAUCGAUGAAACCGAAGUUGUGCGUGCUAUGGUUUUGAAUCAUCCAAGGGAUUCAUACUGAAUAUAAUUCAUCUGUGAGCAGAGGUCGUGUCGUUAAGCAAGAGCGGAUUCAUUCCAGCUGUGAACCCACGAGUCUUUCGUGUUUUAUAAAUCAUUUCAGUUUUAAUUUCAAGCUGACACAGUAACGUCCCCGAGGAAGAAAUCACUAAUACAAUUCUGUAGCUUUGGGACUUUUUAAUGCCUCCGGGGAACAUGGUAUGAGUUUAUACUGACCUUAUCUCACUUUAUAUGUUUGUAUGCUCUUUUUAAUCCUUUUAUAAUAUUAUCACAUUCCCAAUCAGUCCGGCGAAAUAAUUGUGGAUCAUAUCUUUGGAAAAAAUCUCAUCGUCCUUUUCUCAAGUGACUUUGUGCGUGCAGUCUUUUUCUUUCCACAUGGGAUCAUAGCUGAGUCCAUACGUCUUGUUUUCUUCCAUGCCCGUACUGUGGUCCAUUAUAAGCUCAGUGGACCUCAGUCUCGAUAAACUUGUCGGGGACCUGCGGGCAUGGGAGAAGCGACCCCUGCUCAGUCUGCUGCAGGGGCAUUCGUACCCAUGUUGGGUGUCGGUUUAGGAACUAUGCCCGGUGGGGUCGGCAACGGGCCGACUGUGGCCACCUCCAGAGGCUCCGCGGUGCCACAGCUUCACAACGCCAUAGUUGAGCGUUUGCGCGCCCGUAUAGAACUGUGCAGGAGACACCACUCCACCUGCGAGAACCGCUACCAGAGGGGUCAGGCCGAGACCUCGGACCGGGAGCACGAGAAUACGCUUCAUCUGCUCAACAUAGUCCACCAGGGGCCUGGGAACCGAAAGACAAAGGGCAGCCGGGGAUCGAACCAACAACCUCCAGAGUACAGCAGAGCCAACGGAGAGCAGAAGGGCUCAGAGGGCGAGCAGAAGAUUUCCACGCGCAUAGCGCUUCAAGGAUCUCUGCGAAGGAAGAUCGAGGGACAUGCACCGGGGCACGCACCAAAGCAGAAUGGGCUCUCCUGCGUAUUCUCUGGAUCAGACUUUAAACGGGUCCGUGUUGAUACCGGAGCUCUGGGACACGGGCCCUGCAACCAUAACCUAACCCAGUCUCAUUCUCUGCAAGGAUCCACAACAAUGGGAAUGCAGAGGAAGAAUUACAUGAUGCCCCACGGAGUGGGGUCAGAUAUAUUCAACAUGACCCUGAAAGAAAUGAAAAAAGAGCCCAUUGAGAUCCAGUCUUGUGGCCAGUCAAACGCAGAGAUGAUUUUUGACUUCAAAGACGAAGGUGGGGGUCAGAUUGACCCAGAGCUCCAGGAUCUUUUUGAUGAGCUGACAAAGACAGUGCCAACGCUAAAUGACCUGGAGUUUGAGAAGAUGCUGAAACAGGAUGAUACAUUCGGUUUGGAUCUAGGCCGGCCAAGCUCAGCAGGAGCAGCUGCCACUUUGUGUUCCCCGAUGGAGAGGCCGAUAAAGAUGGAGCACUCCCCAGAUUUUGGCCAGGUUCAUUGUGGUUCACCGCAGCUCCGACCAGCUUCAGCAGGACCCUCUUUCACGUUAACCAGCACCUCUUCUACCGCCACGUCACAGAAAGCUAAUACUCAGGCCGGGCAGCCCAGAGCCAUGCCCUGCUGGCCAGAAAUAUCCCACGCAGAACAGCUGAAGCAGAUGGCAGCAAACCAGCAGCAGCCAAGCUCUCUGCUCCAUCACCACCACCAAACACCACCUGCAGGAUUGUCCAGCUGGACUCCUGCCAUGAGUACCCACUCCUCCACCAGCUCCUUCCCCCAGGACAAAGUCCCCAGCCCAGCCCCGCUUAGCCAGCAGAGGAUUGCCUCUCAGAGUAAAGGGAUCAACAACUGCCUCUUUAAGUCAAAUGGCCACAAUGGGUCCCAUCAUUUGGACAUGAAGGUUCUUAGCACCAAGCCCACGUUGCACUUCAGCCCCAAAGCGCCCCAUUCUGCUAGCCAGCCGAUGCCGACCAUAGCAAGCUCAGUGAACAAGAUUCCAGCCCAGCAGCAGCAGCAGCAGCAGCAGCAGCAGCAGCAGCAGCAGUCGCCAUCGACCAUCCAGAAUCAGCCACAUUCAGCUCUCCACUUCCAGAACCAACCCAUCUCCACAUCAGGGGCGCUCUGUCUGCAACCCAAGUCUGUUCCUGCAGGUCUGCCGUUCAAACUGUCUCAGCAGCGACAGGGUGUCCCUCCUGGUCCAAGGUUGCCGACUAAUGGAAGCUUAGGAGUCAUGUCGGCCCAGUCUCAGCCACGGCUGCCAGCACCCAACAACCAGCAGAAGGGCCCGGCCAAAACUCAGGCCAUGCCGAGACAGCUUACCCAACAACAGCACACCAUUAACAAUUCAGACAAAGACAGUGCACACGAUCAGUUCAAUCGUCAUCUCACAAGGCCUCCACCUGAUUACAAGCAGUCAAGAAGCAUGGUGGGAGUUCAGCAAGGAAACAUCUUCACAGGUCAAAACUCCUCCCAGUCUUCCAGCAGUGGCCCUGAGAAUGACCUACAGGCCAUGUCUUGUCACCUCCCAGGUAGGUCUGGUUCAAAGAUGAGUCCUUCACCAGCGGACCGCAGAUUUGGGAUCGGGGCCGACUGUCAUCCGAGUUCCUGCAUCGGCCAGUUCCAGCAGCAUAACAAUCAGAAUCGAAUCGGACCCAGUCAAAACAAAGCCAGGUUCCUGGGGCCAAACGCGCACGGAAAUUCGUUUGGGAUGAACAAUGUAGCAGGUGUACAACACCCGAGACCGACAGCUGACCUGCAUCCCUCAGGGGUACCAGGACAGGGUCUCGGAGGCUUGAUGAAAAAUGUCAACAUGGGCUGGGGCUCAGCCAACAAGCAAGUGACAGCUGGACUCAAUGUUAGGCGGCUACCCAAUCCACUACAGUCUCAGGGUGCGCAACUGGACAUGCCAAACCUCCCAUACCAACAGAGACACAUUGGCCCUCCCAACCAAGUAGCACCAGACAUCGGGAUGAUCCCUCAUAACCCUUCGAUAAGAGACACAGGCCCAAGACCAAGCCAGCCAAUGAUGGGAUCUCCAUCAGCAGCAGUGGGAAACCUGAACCAGGCCUCUCCUGAACAGAGGGUACCAGCAGGCAACUUUGCAGAGCCCAGUCCCAGCUCUAACAACUACCAGAAUAACCGGGCCAACCGUCUGACCUUUGACUUCCUCCCCGAGGGAGACAACACGGUUCCAGGGAUCAACACGGACUCAGACUUCAUAGACUCUCUGCUUAAGUCUGGCUCUGGGAAUGAUGAUUGGAUGAAAGAUAUAAAUUUGGAUGAGAUCUUGGGCAGUCACUCAUGAAUUUGAGUCACAGAUUACUAAAAAAAAAAAAAAAAAAAAAAAAAGACCCACAGCUCAAACUAUAGAGGGAAUGGAUGUAAGAUGUAAGGGGUAACAUUUUUUAAAUAAUGUUAAAAUGGAAUUUUAUAAACUCAUAUUAUUUGUUAUCCAAGUAUACUGUAUUGUUUUGUAUUGUAUUUACUGUGAAAGGAAUCUGUGUUCUGUCCUUAGUGCUCGGCAUAUUUUAUUCCUGGUAUAUUGGCCAAGAAACUGCUUUUUCUUUGCAGUCACCGUUUUCGUGGUCUCUCUGUCAUACUCAUGCUGUAGUGCUGUCGCAUAGGAUGAAAUACCAAAUUCACACUGUGAAAAGAAAACAUUGCUGUGUUGCUUUCAAGUUCAUCUUGAUAUUCCGAGUUAAGUUUCUAAAUCUGCAUCCACUAUUUAGCAUGAUAUGGUAUUUACCUUAAGAAGCUUUGCUACCAUACACACAGAAAACCUUACCACAACCAGACGAUUUCUUACUUAUCGUUCAAGCUUUUUUUUUUUUUCAUCUGUGGUAGUUUUUGAUGCAAUUUAAAUAAUGUAACCAUUAGUUUUUAUUUCCUGUGAUAUUUAAUAAUUAUUGGGAUAGUAAUGAUACAUUAUAAUACAUGUAAUUAAUCAAAUUGGUUUGAAUAAAUGAAUAAAUAAAAA